UGCUAGCCCUAGCGCCCUUUCUCUGCGAGACUCUUGACACAUUGUUCUGCAUUUAAGUUGGAGUGCAUUCCUUUGCUGGCAUUCUACGGAGAUUGGUGUGGAUCCCCAGCGCAGGAUCCAGCGCUCCUGCUCGACGUUUAGUCUUUAGAAAAACAGUUGUUAUCCGAUGCACACACGAAAAUUUUCAUUUCAUGCUCAUGUUUGAAAGGAAGCGGAACAUAAUGAUGCUAUGAUGCACACACAUCACUUAGCAGAGCGAGGAAAUAUUAUCAUAGCUUCCAAACAAGCAUGGAAUACUUAUUUUAAAUAAUGGAUAAACUGUCAGAAGUGAAAGAAAAAGAAAAUUCCUGCUUUCAGAACCUGUGGGAGAGCGUUGCUUUACCGACUGCCAGUUCAUAGGCCCUGGAUCAAGAACGGCUGACUUUCAGAACAGAAUAAUAUUUCCAUUAUUUCCAUUAUGGAAACUAAUUACACGAACACCACUCACCUAUUCUCAGUGGAAUAUUAUUAUUACACCGAAAACUCCAAUUCUGCAUUGCCAGUAGAACUGAAUGGAACUUCUCCUCCUUUUAUAGCAGCUUAUAAUAAUAUAUCAUGGAGUGGUGCACAUGAUAUUCCUCCUGAAGAAGACUUCGGGCCUUACACGUGGAACGGCUCUCAGUACCCUAGCGGGUAUUCGCAACUACGAAUCAUAGUUACAGCAUUCUUCGUCACAUUCAUCAUGGUGGUUAUCGUGGUUGGAAACAUGCUCGUGUGCAUCGCAAUAGCAACAGAAAAAGCGCUAAAAACAGUUCAGAACUGGUUCAUUGCUUCACUGGCAGUUUCAGACUUUCUAGUCGGACUAGUAAUAAUGCCCUUUUCACUAGCAAAGGAACUGAUGGGUUACUGGAUCUUUGGGACCGUUUGGUGUGAAAUACAUGCUGCUUUGGACGUUCUAUUAUGCACAGCUUCCAUAAACAAUUUAUGUCUGAUUAGUUUAGACCGAUACUGGUCUGUUACACAAGCUGUAGAAUAUCUUAAGAAAAGGACACCUACCAGAGCAGUUCUCAUGAUAUGUUUCGUGUGGGCAUUAUCAGCUCUUAUAUCUUUACCACCGCUGCUAGGCUGGAAAAAAGAGGAAAGACCUGAAGAUUAUCCAUCUUGCUCUCUUAGUGACGAUGUCGGUUAUGUACUGUACUCAGCUUUGGGAUCAUUUUACAUCCCCGCAUUUGUUAUGGUUUUUGUAUACAUAAGAAUAUUUAUGGCUGCUAGAUCUAGAGCAAGAAGGCACGUGAAAAAGACACGGCAAGCCUCAGAAGUGACGAACGACCCACCAAGGGACAAGUCCACAACAACCACCACCUGCACGAGCUUCAGCAACCCCAGUCCACCAGAUAAACGACGCGACACAGAUAUUUUUAG
Messenger RNA from Stegodyphus dumicola, 1401 nucleotides. RefSeq names its product alpha-2C adrenergic receptor-like. Lineage: Eukaryota; Metazoa; Arthropoda; Arachnida; Araneae; Eresidae. Gene Ontology annotation, cellular component: plasma membrane. The record is from RefSeq and is a predicted model, not a curated record. Gene Ontology annotation, molecular function: G protein-coupled receptor activity. Gene Ontology annotation, biological process: G protein-coupled receptor signaling pathway.